GGAUACAUCUGCAGUGUUCAACUGCAUGUGUGUUUGGUUGUGUGGAGUGUGCACAUGCACUGGUGAGAACAUUUUAACCUGCAAUAACCAUCUAUGAGCAUCAACAUGCAGUAAAAUACACUAGAAUAUGUGAGACACAUGAUUAGCAUAAUUAGAGGAGAUUAAAGAGAAAUAAAGAAUUUAAGAGUCAAUCUGAAACUGUUAGUCAGUGAUUUGAGUGACACAGAUAGAAAUGGAUUGCUGUUUUCCGGAUGUUUCAUCAGAAACUAUGGAGAUUUGGUGGGUUCACUUGAAGCAGUUCAAUAAGAACUAUAUCAAAAGAAGAGCAAAACUAAAAAUGCCCUUUUUUGCUGCAUCUCAAAAGAUGGCAACUCUUGUUUGUAACAUUGGACAUAGUAUGAAAUUAUCCAGAGAAAUCCUCUUGUCUUCUGUUUUGUUGUUUGACAGGUUUAUGAGUUUUUCCUUUAAUAAGAUGAAUGAAGAAAAGUCAAACAUAAAGAAAGAACAAUGGAUGGAAACAUUACAGAAUAGUAUGGUUUUAACAAUCUGCUCUUGCUUACAACUGUCUUCAAAAGCCCUGGGUCAACAUCAAGUUCAAGUAACAGAUAUUUUGAAAUUCAUGCUAGAACAUAAUCAUAAAGUUACAAAAACCGAAGUGUUGAAAUCAGAACAAAGCGUUUUUAAAACUCUCAUGUAUAAGGUUCCAGCCUUUUCUCCCUUAAUAUAUGUAGAAACACUGGUUCAUUUGCUUCCUGUGAAGAAGCUGAAUUUGGCCUGUUCAGUGUUUAUGGAGACCUGCGUACAAUUUAUGAUGAUUGCAUAUUGUCAUCACCAAGUUUUUGUGGAAUUUCUGCGCGUGGAGCUGGACCAACUGUAUCUCGCAGGGGCUGUGGUGGUGGCUGCAGAACGUGUGCUGGCUCCAGAUGCACGUGAGACCUCAGACUGGCUAUUGUCCCGGGUGCGCCAUCUCACAGGCAUUCCCACCCGUGAAGUGAUGCGCUUAGCCACCAUCCUCUCGGACAUUGCUGCAGAUGUCCCCAAGAACCCCAAAGCGACUUCAUGAACUAACUUUGACUUGAAGUUUGGGUUCUACACAUAUAUUUUCUUUUACAUUUUCCAUGUUCGAUACAAUUUAUUUAGGCAUUUAUUAACAUUCAUUUGUAGUGGUAUAUUCUGAUUGUUGUGUUAUUUAUUGUAAUUAUAUUCACUCUCUUUCUUGAAGAUUCAACUUUGACUCAAUCUUAAAAUUACUUACAUUGAUUGUUGCCAAAUAUGUGUAAUCUGAAGCAAAAUGCUCUAACUUCUCCAAUUCUGACAGAAAUAGACUCCUGAAGUUUAUUUUUCUUUCUCUACCUUCAGUAAAUUUUUUUGUGUAAGGCAUUUAUCUUAAUCAAUUUUGUUUUUCUACGUGAUCUAGAUAUGCUACAUGUUCUAGAGAUACUUAAAUGUAAUUUGCUUUAUUCAUAUUUUUUUUCCAGGUAGUACCCAAAUGCUAUACAAGAACAAGAAGAAACAUUUAAUCACAGAAUAAAUAAUAAACAAAUA
Messenger RNA from Gryllus bimaculatus (two-spotted cricket), 1545 nucleotides. NCBI's taxonomy places the organism in Eukaryota, Metazoa, Arthropoda, Insecta, Orthoptera, Gryllidae. The record is from the annotation of a GenBank genome assembly.